GAAGCGUGGAAAAGCUUACUUCUUGUCGGUUCUUUUGUUAUGGUUGCCGGUGAAACUAGGCGAUUAGCCAAUGAGAGUCCUCGAAAUGAUUUAUUUAUGUCUCAAUGGGCUUGAACUGGAGUCAACAAUUUAAACAAGAAAAAGCGCAGUUUACAGGACGCUCUCGUGGCCGGAAAGAUGGGAGAAAUCAAAGUGCAAGAAAGAUAAGCGUCCAAAUAUUUCGUUCCCUCGGAGACGGAAAGCUGGAGCAAAUAUUCGAGAAUUUUGCACGUGAAUGGUGACGUAAGGAUAUAGCAAACAUGGCUGGCACUGAGAGAGCGAACUUCUUGAAACCUUUACUGUUCACUAAAAUGUUCAGUCCCUGGUCCUUUAUACCUUCGUAAAGUUCGAAGACUGCUAAAAUAUUUAUCUAUUUUCUAAAGUCUAGAAGGACUUUUGUCUUUGUAAGCCAUGAAAUCGAGACACAUGAGUAUCAGAGGAGUUGUUACGAUGUUUGGCGGGUUGAUUUUUGGCUUCACUGUGGCAUUGUUCCUCCGGCAGAAUCUUCUGCCCGUCCAGUCACGGCGUUGCCAUAUGAACUUUAUCAGAGACGUACGGCCGAGCACAUUGUCUAAAGAGCUUAACUCCAAACAUUUAAUCUUUAUUGGAGUUAUGACGGCUGAGAUGUUUCUCGAUUCGCGAGCGAAGGCAGUUCAUGAUACGUGGGGACGAAACGUCCCGGGUAAGUUAGAGUUCUUCUCAAGCGGCACGUCCCAGACUAAGAUGGAAUUACCCGUUGUGAGUUUACCCGGCGUGGAUGAUUCAUACCCUCCUCAGAGAAAGUCCAUGAUGAUGUUGAAGUACAUGCAUGACAACUAUAUCGACCAGUUUGAGUGGUUUAUGCGUUCGGAUGAUGAUGUUUACAUUAGGACCGAGAAACUUGCAAGCUUUCUUCAGUCCCUAAAUAGUUCUCAGGACAUUUAUCUUGGCCAAGCUGGAACAGGAUCUAAAGACGAAAAAGGCUUGCUGGGUUUGGGCUCUGGAGACAAUUUUUGUAUGGGUGGUCCAGGAGUCAUUAUAAGCAGAAGCGUUUUGAAGAAGGUUGUACCUCAUAUCGAAUAUUGUUUGAAACAUUUGCUCACAUCGCAUGAAGAUGUGGAGGUUGGGCGAUGUAUUAAACGUUUUGUGGGGAUUCCAUGCACUUGGUCUUUUGAGAUGCAAGCCCUGUUCUACCACAACCAAAGCAAGUCGCAGGCAUUUCAUGGUAACCUGGACACAAAGUCGGUACGUAAGGCCAUCACCCUUCACCCGGUAAAACAACCGUCGUACAUGUACCGUUUGCAAGCACAUUUCAUGUCCAUGCGCAUUCAAGACCUUCAGCACCAAGCAACUAAGCUGCAAAGAGUCCUCAAGAACAUGGAUCUACUGCUGAACUCUACGAUCAGUUCGCUGUCAACGGAAGAAAAAACCAGCCUCCAAGGCGCGCGAGAUUUUCAUCACCAGCUUAGUUCAAGAUACCAUGAGCCUUGGGACAUGUUCACGGCGCAAAAAUUCUACUCCCUAGCCACGCUUCAGCCGCCUGAAACAGGCAUGCGCGACCCGUGGAAAGACGGACUUAAUCACGUGCUUGGGCAGACAAUGGGAUUAAUCAAUGAGGAGGCAAAGCGAGUUCUUCAUCGCAGCCUUGAAUUUAAAAAAAUGAAUCACGGGUACAUGCGAGUACAUCCGCUGUACGGUGCACAGUACCUCAUGGACAUGCUCAUGAAGUAUCAUCGGCACAUUGGACACAACCGGAGGCGCAUGACAGUACACGUGCGUCACCACGCCUUUCUACAAUUGCCAUUUGGCAACAUGGUCUACAGGGCCGAGCCCCUACUAAAAGAGGUCCCCUCGGUGCAUUUUAUCCUCCCCCUAACCGGUCGCAUUGGAACGUUCCGCCGUUUUAUGAAGAAUUUCGAGGACGUCUGCCUGAAACGACGAGAGAAUGCGAAACUUCUGGUGGUAUAUUUUCCUUCCGUGACUCCUGCGCAUGAGCACAAAACUGUAAUGAAAGACUACCAAACGAGGUAUCCUGAGGCAGAUCUAUUGUGGCUGGAAGCAAUAGGAGAUUUUUCACGCGGCCUUGCUCUUUCUCUUGGGGCGAACCAGUUUGACAAAAGUGCUUUGUUGUUCUUCUGCGACGUCGAUUUGGUUUUUAAUGCCGAGUUUCUGUAUCGCGCUCGUAUGAACACGAUACUUGGUCAACAAGUGUAUUAUCCUAUGGUGUUUAGUCAGUUUGAUUCCGAGAUCACAUACCCCAAUCAUACAGUUCCCAAAGACCAGUUCACAGUGAGCAAGGACGCUGGAUUCUGGCGAGCUUAUGCGUUCGGCAUAGUCGCUGUUUACAACCACGAUUUACGAGUUGUUGGGGGUUUUGACACAACAAUUCAGGGGUGGGGGCUGGAAGAUGUGGAUUUGUACGAGAAGUUUGUUAGGCAUCAAGACAUUAGCGUGUUCCGUGCGGCGGAUCCUGGCUUGGUUCACGUAUACCAUCCGGUCAUCUGUGAUCCUAAGCUUGUAGAUCGACAAUAUGCUAUGUGCCAGGGCUCGAAAGCGUCCGGUUUUGGCUCAGAAAAGUCGUUAGUCCGUCAUAUGUUGUCAAAAGCUUACAUAAAUAGGUAAAGUUACAAAACAGUAGAGAGCAAUUUUAAAUUUAAUUUUGAAACUAUUCUGGAUCAGAUUGGUUUCGCUGUACUUCGCUCAGUGAUUCGUGAAGGAAUUUGCGUCUCCUUUCCGACCAAUUAAAUUAAAAAGUAAAUUAAUUGCAACUCGGUAAUUUGCGUCUACCCGCGCUACAGUCUCUCUGCCUUUUUUUUGGUUGAGGUCUCAUUCGCUUCUGGUGAUAUUUCCUAUGUUUCGAUUGGCCGCUGUUAUUAUUAUUAUUAUUAUUAUUAUUAUUAUUAUUAUGAUCAUCAUGAUCAUCAUCAUCAUAUAAUUAUCAUUGUUAAUACAGAUUAUUAUUUAUUCGUCUCAUUCUUUUUUUGUGGGGAGGAGGGGGUUGCCCCGCCCUUGUUUAGUCCAUGGAUUGGUCCACACCAGGGAACCUCAGCGGUUGAGGCCCAAGGACCAUAAUCGGUUAUGUCUUGGGGAUCAACAUCGGUUUCGCUCAGGAACCAAAAUCGGUUUGGCUUGGGGACCAUAAUCAGUUUGGCUGAGGGACCAAAAUUGGUUAUUACAGGGGACCAAAAAUGGUCAUGACUAAGGGCGAACCGUGUUGAGCUUCUCCAAAGCAGGUCAGGUUUAUGCUGUACAUGAAUUCCUUUCUUAAUUAAUAGGAAUGUCUUGCUCGGCAUUUUAAUUUAGCUCGAAGUCUAUUUGAAGCUUUAUUUGUGAAGUUGUUUAUUCCUUGUUAAAUGGGGGGAAAUUUGAGAGAAUAACGAAACUUCGCUCUUUUACCGCAAGUUUUGACCAAUUUUUUAGUAUUUAAUCAUUACAGGCGAAGGGCGUUAGAGAGUGGCAUGGUAAUCGCAAUUGGGAAAUUUUUCUUUAUCGCUGUAUUGUUAAACGUUUUGUUUAAAGUUGGUUGAUAUUUUGUCAUAUUUGUUAUUUAGGGCGUAUUUUAGCUAUUUAUAACACAAGAUAUUAAAAUAAAAAUAGAUAUUUAGUCGAGA
Pocillopora damicornis (cauliflower coral) is the source of this 3629-nucleotide messenger RNA. RefSeq names its product chondroitin sulfate synthase 1. Gene Ontology annotation, molecular function: glucuronosyl-N-acetylgalactosaminyl-proteoglycan 4-beta-N-acetylgalactosaminyltransferase activity. NCBI's taxonomy places the organism in Eukaryota, Metazoa, Cnidaria, Anthozoa, Scleractinia, Pocilloporidae. The record is from RefSeq and is a predicted model, not a curated record. Gene Ontology annotation, cellular component: Golgi cisterna membrane.